Ziziphus jujuba (common jujube) is the source of this 3522-nucleotide messenger RNA. RefSeq names its product disease resistance protein RPM1-like. Bases 359 to 3175 code for a protein of 938 amino acids. Gene Ontology annotation, biological process: defense response to other organism. Lineage: Eukaryota; Viridiplantae; Streptophyta; Magnoliopsida; Rosales; Rhamnaceae. The record is from RefSeq and is a predicted model, not a curated record. The transcript is spliced from 2 exons. Gene Ontology annotation, molecular function: ADP binding.
AAAAAAAAAAAAAUAAUAAAUGAAUAAAAAAAAGAAAAAAAAAAAGAGAGAUUCAAGAGUCCAAAAGUAAAAAAGAUCCAUAUGUGCUAAGACGUUCUUCCAUGUCUGCAACGUUGACUUCCCUUCUCCAUUUCCCUUCACUCUGCACGUACCGAUCUCCCUGUUCCCCAGUCGGUCUCUGUCAUACGAUGUACCUAUGCAUUUAGCAAGUUAGCAAGGAGGUUCACCAUCCAGCCUUUCUCUGCAUGCUUAUAUACUUGGCUUCAUCUCUUUCCUUCUCUGACUUUCUCUGCAGUGGAAGUCCUUAAAGAUUUAUAGAUCUGUCAUAUCUGCUAUAUUUUCAUCUAAAAGUUAUCUGAUGGCGGAGACUUUACUCACCCCCGUUAUCUCCAAGUUGUUUCAGCUACUAGCAGAAGAAGCAAAAUUGUUCAAGGGAGUUCGUCGAGAAGUUAGGAGUCUGACAGAUGAGCUUGAUCUUAUCAACUGUUUCCUCAAAGAUGCAGAGGCAAAAUCACAGAAAACAGACAUGAGUGAGAGCUUGAAAACAUGGUUGAAACAGAUAAGGGAGUUAGCGGAUCAAAUUGAAAAUGUCAUGGAUGAAUACGUUCUUAAUGUGUCCCAUCACCGGAAUAAUCAACGUGGAUUCACUGGUUUCCUCCAGAAAACUGCUCAUUUAAUUAAAGGUAUGAAACCGGGAAUUCGCAUAGCUCAUGAGAUCCAGAGUAUUAAGUCAUCCUUACUUGAAAUCAAGCUCAGAGGAGAAACUUACGGAUUAAGACCCUUGGAACCACGUUCAUUAAUGUCUACUACUAGCACAACCACAAACGUUGAAGUGCAUGACCUUCGAGUUGGAUCCCUAUUCCUGGAUGAUUCUGAACUUGUGGGUAUUGAUUCCACAAGAAAUGAACUCGUAAGAAGGUUGGUUGAGGGAGAAUCUACACGCAUGGUGUUUUCAAUUGUGGGUGAAGGUGGAAUUGGGAAGACAACUCUUGCUAAAAAAGUCUAUGAUAAUGAACAAGUGAAAGAACGUUUUGAUUGCCAUGUUUGGGUUACUGUAUCUCAGUCAUACAACAUGGUGAAGCUACUUACGAGGAUUGCAACACAGAUCCGCCAUACUGUCGGAGAAACACACAUGGUAUUGGAGGAGCUAAUUGACAUUGUGAGGCAAUAUUUACUAUCAAAGAGGUACGUCUUUGUUUUUGAUGAUGUCUGGGAUAUAGAUUUUUGGGCAGUUAUGAAGCAUGCUUUGCCUAGUAAUAACAAAGGCAGUAGGAUAAUUAUCACAACGAGAAAUGAUAUAAUCGCUGCUUCUUGUAAAGAAACCUCUUAUGAUCUUGUUCGAAAGCUAAAACCUUUCUCCCAAGAAAUGGCUUGGGAGUUGUUUACCAAAAUAGGAUUUCGAUCUGAGAUCGACCACCAUUGUCCACCAGAAUUACAGAAAUUGUCUCUUGAAAUUGUAAGGAAAUGUCAAGGUUUGCCACUUGUAAUUGCAACCGUUGCUGGUUUAUUGUCAACCAAAGAGAAAGUUGUGUUUGAAUGGCAGAAACUGCAUGACAGUCUUACUUCUGAGCUUGUAAAUAAUCCUCGCCUUUCGAGUGUUGCAAAAAUUCUGUCUCUGAGUUACAAUGACCUUCCUUACCAUCUUAAAUCUUGCUUCUUAUACUUUUGCAUCUUUCCUGAAGACUUUUGGAUAAACAAUAAGUUGUUACAUAGACUAUGGAUUGCAGAAGGUUUUAUCAAAGAAGAAAGACAUAAGAAAUUGGAACAAGUUGCAGAAGAGUACUUAAAUGAGUUCAUUUACAGAAAUUUAGUUCAGACUUGGACAAAGAACAAUGCCCCAAACUACAAAAUGUAUCGAGUUCAUGAUUUAAUGCGCGAGAUCAUCCUAUCAAGAGCUGAUGAAAUAAGUUUUUGUCGAGUUUGGGACGAAAGAAACUCAAAAUAUGGAGGAAAAUGUCGACGGCUAUCAAUCCAUAGUGGUACGCAAAAUGUUUUGAAAACUGUUGAAGAUUACAGGGUUCGUUCUAUUUUUCUUUUUGAUAUCGAUAAUUUGACUAGCAGUACUAUUCUGUUUAAGAAGUUUAAGCUUUUGAAGGUGUUGCAUAUUUCUAGUGUUCCUCUUGGUAAUCUUCCAAAAGGAGUGGGAAAUUUGGUCCACAUGAAAUACUUGAGUUUGAGGAAUACCAAUGUAAAAAAACUACCAAGAUCCAUUGGUAAGUUACACAAUUUACAGACAUUGGAUCUUAGAAACACCUAUAUACGUGAGAUACCGGUGGAGAUAAAUAAACUCCAAAAGCUACAGCACCUUUUUGCCAGUUUUUCUGGCAACAAAAUUAAAUAUGGUGCUGAUGCCGAUUCAAUCUGUGGAGUGAGGCUGCAUGGAAAAGUUGGAUGUUUAAAGCACUUGCGGACUCUGAGGAUUGUUGAAGCACAUGAUAGCUGGGUUGGUGACAUUAAAGAGCUAGAAGAGUUGAGACAUUUGAGGUCAUUGGGCAUUUCAAACUUAACUACACAAAUUGGAAGGGUUCUAUGUGCCUCUAUUGAGAAAAUGAACAACCUUGAACGUUUAAAUUUAUAUUCAAUCAGUGAAGAUGAAAUUCUAGAUCUGCAACACAUUUCAUCUCCUCCUCCAUUUCUAGGUCAACUCCUUUUGAUGGGUCAGUUGCAAAAGUUGCCACAUUGGAUUCUGAAGCUCCAAAAUCUAAGCAGAUUGACUUUAAACUUCUCAAAGUUUAUUGAUGAUCCAUUGAAACAUUUGAAGUGUCUGCCAAAUUUGGUGUCUCUAAAACUCUACCAAGCCUAUGAUGGAGAGCAACUACACUUUGAAGAAGGUAGUUUUCCAAAGCUUAAGAUGCUUGAUCUAGGGAAGUUGGAUGGAUUAAAGCUGGUGAGAAUAGAUGGAGGAGAAUUGCCACUUGUUGAAGAGCUAUUUAUUGGGCCUAGCCCUCUAUUAGAAGAAGUACCUUCUCACAUCCAGCUUCUCAGAAAUCUCAAACUUCUUAAAUUUUGUAACAUGCCAAGAGAAUUUGUACUUGCUAUGCAACCGGUGGAAGGUCGAGAUUAUUGGAAAAUUAAGCACGUACCAUCUGUUCAUUUCUGGUACAGAAUUGAAGGAGAGGGUUAUAAGAGCUAUAAGCUUGGUGAGUCGGACUUGUUGGAACUUCUGAAUCAGUGAUCCAUCAGGCCAUUGGAAUGAAAUGAAGAGAAAGUUAUGUCGUCAUAAUAAACCAACAGCAUGCCGUACCAACUGUCAUAGCUAUAGGUAAGUUUCACAAUUCCAGUCACAUUGAAGAUGUUGUAGAUGUAAAAAUAUGGGGAGCAGGAUUGCUCGAUUUCUUGGCUACAGUGAAAAAAAAAUACUCUGUUAUUUCCUUAAAUGUAAUUUUUUUUUCCCCCCUUCGAUUGUGCCACAAUUCCAAGGUUGUGAUUCACAUGCGCACUUCAAUAUUUCAUCGAGAUUUUGGGUGUAUGUAUCAAUUUAUUGUUUGAACGCAACAAUAUCAAUUGGCUAAAACAAUGUUA